AUGGAAAAACCAACUGCCGACGGCGAAGCCAUUGCGGCGCAGCUCCCUAUCCUCGUUAUUGGUUCCGGAACCGCUGGACUUGCACUCGCACAGGGGCUCCGCAAAGCGAACAUCCCGUGCGUCGUGUUCGAGAAGAACGCUGCCACGCAUGGCGAGCGCGACUGGAACAUGGGCCUUCACUGGGGCGCGCCAGUCCUGAAAAGCCUCAUGCCAGAUGGCUGGUGGGACCGCAUCCAGAGCGUCCAGGUCGACCCGAAUGUCCCCACGAAAGAGCAGGACACGUUGAAGUGGCUGCGAGGCGAUACCGGAGCGCUGGUUGCAGCCAUCACCUUCGGGCCUUUCUACCGCUUACGGAGGAGCAAGUUGCGCGACCUGUUAAUGCAAGGCCUUGACAUACACUUCGACAAGCGCUUACACGACGUCUCAUACUCACCUGAUGAUGACUCAGUCACUGCCCAUUUCGCCGACGGAACUUCGACAACAGGACGCAUGCUGGUUGGCGCGGAUGGAGCGCGCUCUUCCACCAGGCAGAUUCUCCUCGGGAGGGAAUUGGGCUCCAUCAACCACAUACCGUAUGCGUGCACGUUUGUCCAGUGCAAGUUUACCGCCGAGCAAGCCCGUUUCUUGCGGUCAUUCCACCCACUGUAUCUGGCAUGUGCGCACCCGAAUAACAACUUCGCCUUCUUCGGCAUGCAUGAUGCGCCGGACGAAGAUGACCCGGCUUCCUGGACCUUCUUCUACUACAUCUCGUGGAGAAGUAGUUUGAAAGAGCAGGAAGCCACAAAGAACUGGACCGGUGCCCAGCGCCUGGCGCAACAAAAAGAAUUCGCAAAAGAGUUUUGCGACCCGUGGAGGAGUGCGUUUGAAUGGACGCCAGACUGCACGCCCGUGUGGUAUCUCGGCCUCACGGACUGGGACCCGGGCAUGGAAGGUCAUCGCUGGGAUAACCAUCGCGGCUUAAUUACUAUGGUGGGCGAUGCUGUGCAUCCGAUGACGUACCAGCGAGGUCAGGGCCUCAAUCACUCUGUUACAGACGCUGGGAAGUUGUACGAAGCUAUUACUAAGAUUGAGGCUGGCGAGGACAGGAAAGCUGCGGUUGAUGCGUUUGAAGAGGAGAUGAUUAGGCGUGGGGGUACGGAGGUUAGGGAUGGCACGGCAAAUACCAUGAUGCUUCAUGAUUGGGAACGCGUUAAGCAGAGUCCGCUUUUUACGAAGGGGAUGAAGAAGACCGAGGCUUAG
Alternaria ventricosa is the source of this 1239-nucleotide messenger RNA. RefSeq lists its product as uncharacterized. The transcript has 3 exons. Gene Ontology annotation, molecular function: FAD binding. Lineage: Eukaryota; Fungi; Ascomycota; Dothideomycetes; Pleosporales; Pleosporaceae. The record is from RefSeq and is a predicted model, not a curated record. Bases 1 to 1239 code for a protein of 412 amino acids.